Messenger RNA from Terrapene triunguis (Three-toed box turtle), 575 nucleotides. RefSeq names its product transmembrane protein 233 (gene TMEM233). The record is from RefSeq and is a predicted model, not a curated record. Gene Ontology annotation, cellular component: membrane. The transcript is spliced from 3 exons. NCBI's taxonomy places the organism in Eukaryota, Metazoa, Chordata, Testudines, Emydidae. The coding region runs from base 45 to 506 and encodes 153 amino acids.
CUUUCUUGGCUCCCUUCCCUGCAGCCGGGGGCGGGGGAGGAGAGAUGCGGGGUGAGGUCACGGCUCCCCUGAGCCUUGCGCUGGGAUUUCAGACCCUCCCGCGGAGCUCCCAGCCCAGAGCGCGGAGCCUUUUGCCGAGCGCUUCCCGCCCCAGCCUCCAGCGCCGGCUGCUGCCCAUGUCUGAACCCGCCGCCAGCUCGGACCUCAAGCGGGCUUGGCACGGCAGCCCCGAGCCCAGCGUCCAGCAUGAGCCCCCGCAGGCCGAGCCCAUGCCCCAGAACUACCUGGUCCUCAGCAUCUUCUCCUGCUUCUGCCCCGCGUACCCCAUCAACAUCGUGGCCUUCGUCUUCUCCAUCAUGGCUUUAAAUAGUUAUAGUCAAGGAGACAUUGAAGGAUCAAGAAGACUGGGUCGCAAUGCACUCUGGGUUGCUGUUGCAUCAAUCAUGAUUGGCCUUCUGAUUAUUGGGAUCUAUUGUGUAGUUCACUUCACAACGCAUGCUAUCUGAAGACCAGGACUGAGCAUGAAGGAUUAUCCUUAUCUAAACUCGGGGAAGGAAAUGCGUGAAGAAGGGGGG